Molecule: messenger RNA, 1555 nt
Organism: Pipra filicauda (Wire-tailed manakin)
Lineage: Eukaryota; Metazoa; Chordata; Aves; Passeriformes; Pipridae
Product: basic proline-rich protein-like
Exons: 2
Coding region: 88-447 (119 amino acids)
Source: RefSeq, a predicted model, not a curated record
CCCAUUGGCCGAGCGAGCCGCCUGUAAUGGCGGCGGCACCGCCCCCCGAGCGCAAGAAGAACCCCCCGGGGACGCACUGAGCACAAGAUGGCGGUGCUGGCCUCCCGCCAGGGCCCAGGCGGGGCUCCUGCUGCCGCCAUUAGGCCCCUUCCCCUCCCCUCCGGUACAGCCUUGUGUCAGGCUAUGGGAGGCCUGAGCAUGGCAGUGAGGAAGCAGCCGACUCCAUCUUCUCUCUCUGUGUGUUCGUGUCCCGCGAUCAUCGCCGCGACCAUCGCCCCUGCACCCCCCCGGACAGCAGACUGCGCUCACCGCGACCGGACCGGCUCCGACAUCAGCCGGCCCACACUGCAGCACAGCGGCUCCGCCACGGGACUGCCCGCCGAUCGACCCAGCACGCCGCAACGGUCCUUUCCUCUCCUCUCUCUCUCUCCAGGAGCUGUAGGCUAGCCCAGAGCACGGCUGGUGCUCGCUUACCAGCCAAAUAUCGGAGCCGUGCAAUCCCCCUCCCCUAAACCCACCGUCACCCCUCCCCUCCCCUCGCUAGGGUGUCCCGAGCAGGGCCCGCUGCCGCCUCCCCGCGCCCCCUCCCUCGUCCUGGCCCUCACGAAACAAACCCACCCGGGCCGCCUCAAUUUUAAAAAAUGGUUUUUACCUCAGGAAUGGGCGCCAAAGGUGCAGUGGCGGUGACCCGGGCGGGCCGGUGCUGUGGCGGUGCCCAGCAGCGGCCCUCCCUCCCCCCGCGGGGGCGGCGAGGGGCUGUGGGGCCCGCGGAGGGGAGGGAGCCGGGGCUGUGUUGGGCCGGGGGUGUUUUGUUGUGUGUGCCGUGCCGUGCCGUGCCCUGUGACAGGUCAGAGUUCGUGACCCCGCCGUCGCCGCCCGGGAGCGCGUCCCCGCUUCCUCUUCCAGCGCCCGCCCUGCCGCGGCCCCUCCAUCCCCCGCGGGGCGGGGCUGGCGGCGGGGAGGGGCUACCGGGCUACCUGGGCCGCCCGAGCCCCGCACCGCUCGGUCCGGGCCUGGCUCCCGGGGCAGUGCAGGGAGGAGCUCGGCCCCUGGGGCAGCGACGGGAAGGAACGGCCCCCGCCUUUGUCCGUCCCGCUUGGAAAGCUUCUCGGGAGCCGGUAGCCCGAGGUAAUGGGUUGGCGGUGGCUGUUCCGUGCGCCGGUGGUGCUGGUAUUCCACGUGUACCUUGGUUUUCGCUGAAGGUGCAGUCAAAGGCAGGCUCGCAGUCGAGAGAGGCUCUCACAAACGCCACCGCCAGAUUGUACCGAGUUCUUAUUUCAUUUUCUGAAGUCAGUGUCAUUGAUUAGGGCUCUCACGGUGAAGCUGGCCGUGAGUCUUGUUCUGCCUCUGAAUGCUCAGUGGUAGGCGCAAGCCAGGCUUGAGUGAGGGAUUGUUUGUUUGUUUUUCUUAGAAGUGGCUAUUUGGGGCAAGGAUAUGAGAAAUAAAGAAGUACACCUAUGAAUUACAGCCUGACUGUCACAGAAUGGGACUUAGCAAAGCACAUAAUGUACAGAUGUCUUUGCAAUACAUAAAUAAAGGAAAAUGUCUCAAUGUC